Messenger RNA from Striga hermonthica, 405 nucleotides. The record is from the annotation of a GenBank genome assembly. Lineage: Eukaryota; Viridiplantae; Streptophyta; Magnoliopsida; Lamiales; Orobanchaceae.
AUGGCGUCGGGUCACCUUCGCCUUCAUAUUUCUCCUGCAAAUUCACCACUUUUACUAUCAUUACCUUUGAAAAGGUGUGCGAUUGCCUGUACUCUCAAAACCCAUGGUUACGAUACAAAUCCGAAACCAAAGCCCCAAAAUUGGUCGAAAACCCUAAUCUCUUUGGCAGUUGCUGUGGCUCUCGUGACUCCAUUGCCUUGUUCAGCAAUCCCUUCUUUCAAUUCUCAAUCUUUUUCCAACACUCCAUUUUCUCAGUCACAGAAUUUGCCCACUGGCUUGGAAAAUGGAAAAAUCAGAGUUUGCCCUUCUAUAAAUCCAAGCUGCAUAUCAAGUAAUCCCAAAUCUUCAAAUUUUGCAUUUCCGUGGAAGAUAACAGGCUAUUCUUCAGAAAGUGUGGCCAUUCAG